Messenger RNA from Pediculus humanus corporis (human body louse), 9609 nucleotides. RefSeq lists its product as uncharacterized. The transcript has 16 exons. The record is from RefSeq and is a predicted model, not a curated record. Lineage: Eukaryota; Metazoa; Arthropoda; Insecta; Psocodea; Pediculidae. The coding region runs from base 1 to 9609 and encodes 3202 amino acids.
AUGGAAAACGUCGGGAAGAAGAAAAUUUUAGAAAAAACUAAAGAAAAGAUUGGUAAUAGGAAAAAAGGAAAUGAAGGCAAAAAAUCUAGAACUAAUUCAGUAUCAAGUAAUAUUGAAUCAUCUACGGUUGAUGAAAAACUAGAUAAUAUUGUUGUAGUUGGAAAAAGUUGUAGUGUUUUAAAGCCAAAUUCUUGUCUCUCUGAAAGUCAUUCAAGAGCUAUUCUACACCCACCUAUAAUAAGCGAUAAUGUAAUUAAUAAAACUUCUGGUGAUACAUCUGACAAUUUACAACCUUCUUUGUCUUGUUCCUCGUUCAUUUCUGCAAAAUCAGAUUUAAGCAAUUCAAAAUUAUGCUCCAAAGAAGUGUUUGAUUUGGAAGAUGAUAAUUCAGCGAAAUUGCUUCCUGGAAAACAAACAAUUAGUAAUGACUCUUCAAAGGAAAAGGAUUAUUUAGUUAAGUUAAAAGAAAUGGAAAAAAAAAUAUACAUAAAAGAUAGGAAAAUAAAUGACUUAAAUCAAAAAAUUGAUGAGUGCAUUAUGGAUAAAAAGAAAAAACUCACAGAAAAUAAAGAUCUUACUCAUAAAGUUGGUGUAUUGCAACGACAAUUACAAUCUGUAUUCGAAAUGAUGAAACAAAAAAAUAUGAAUCCCUCAAUUAAUCAAGAUGAAUUUCUUAAUUGUAAAAAAAAAACAAAUGAACUUCAUGCUUUGAAUCAAGAGCUUCAUAGAGAAAAAGAAACACUUAAAGAAAAUUUAAUUUUAGUCAAAAAUGAUUUACACGAAAAAGAAGAAGAAUUGGAAAGGAAAAAACAAGAGAUUAACGAUUGUAAGAACAGAUGCAGUUUAGAAAUGUGGAAGUUUAUCAAUGAAAUAGACUGUUUGAAAAAAAGUUUAAAUGCUCAAUCGCAAAUACUCAAUAAGAAAAUUUCUGAAGCGCAACAUUCAAUGGAUGAUGAGAUUGUGAGGAUAACAAUAAAAUUAGAAGAUCAGUAUCAGAAAGAUUUAAAAAGUGCAGUACAGAAAUUACAGGGUAAUUUUGAAAAAUUAUCUAAUUUACCUGUGACCACAAUUGAACAUCUUAUUCAGAUGAAUGACAUUAAAAAUAUUGAUUGGAUUGCUUUUCAAAAAGAUUUGAAGCAACCGGAAAAUCUUUCGAGAGGUAAAAGUUUAUCUUUAAGCGAAUUAAAUAAUCAUGAAAUUACACAUUCGAAAAAUUUUUACGAAUCAAAACUUGCACUUUUAAAAGAUCAAAUGAAUAUUUUAUCGAUUCGGUUAAAAGAAAAAGAUGAAAAUGUUCUCAACGCAGAUUUAAUAAUAGAUAAAAGAAAUUUGAGGAAAAUGUAUCCAACACUUCCUUGGGACAAUAUAUUUUCAAUAAGUGAUUUUUACAUGGCGGAAAUAAAAUCUCAGAAUAAAAUUCAUAAAUUGGAACGUGUUUUUUUUGAAAACAAAGUUAAAACGUUAACGGAUGAAAUUUUACACAUGGCAAAAAAUGAAGAAAUUUAUCUGGAAGAAUUGGGAAACGUCAAAAAAUUGACUUAUUUGUACCGUGAAAAGUAUGAAAAUCUUGUUAAUAAAUGGCAAGAGAGAGUUGAAGUAAAUAACGAGGCGGAGGAAAAUUUGAAUUUUUUAAGUUUGAAAGACAUAUUCGAGCAAUUGGAAAAUUUUAUUUUUUUAUUGCAAAAAUUUGAAAAAAUUCACGGAGUGAAUUUGGAAAAAAUAUUUGCUCAACACGACAGCGAAAUUUUGUUGUGUCGAGAAAGCAUGGAAGCUUUUCAAAAUAAAAUUUUAGAAUUGGAAAUGUUUCAAAAAAAUCAAUUGAUAUUGGAUAACACAAUUCAAGAAUUAAUCGAACACGUUGGAAAUAAUUAUGUGAAAACAGUCGAAGCUUUAGUAACAAGUCACGCUACCGAAUUGAAUUUAAAACAAUUAGAAGCAUAUUCCAAUAAGGAAAAAUAUUUAGAUGAAAUAGCCGUUUUAAAAAAAAAUUAUCAAUUGGAAAUACAAGAACAUCAAAAUAAAUUACUUUUAUUGGAAAAAUCAAAAAAUGCCGUAGAGAAAGAAUUAGAUUCUUUUAAACAAUGUCAACUUCAUCAGAAUCCAAGCCUUUUAAAGAUGAAACUCGAGGAAACGUCUCUGGAUCUUUUAAAAUGCGAAAAUAUGCUUGCGAUGAAAGAUGAAACGGAACUUAAUUUAAAUAAUAGAAUAAAAGAAUUAGAAGAAAUUAUUAAUACGAAAAACAUAAAUAGUCAAAAAGAAAUAGAAAAUUAUCUUGUCAAGUUGUUAAGUAAUAAUAUUAUUAUAUCGGCAAAAAAUGAUUUGAUUAAAGAAUUAGAAGAUAAACUUGAAAAUUCGGAAAAACUUUUAAAAAAAUGUUGUCUCGACAUUGAAUACGCCCAUGAAAUUUUUUUCAAUUUAGAAGAUAGAUUGCAAUUUUUAGUUGAAAAAUUUCUUUACGAUGAAAGAAAUUUUUUUAGGAACAAUGAACUUUUUAAAAUUCAUUCCGUUAUUCAAUCGAGUAGAAAGGAGUUGAAAGAUGCAUUUUUACAAUUGUUUCAAAAAAUUAAUUUCAUUGAAAAAAAAUUAAAUUUCAAUUAUGAAAAUAAAGCGGAUGCUUGUGUAAAUACCGAAGAGAAUAUUACGGAUAAUGAUAAUUGCGAAAAAAUUGGAGAAGAUUUAAAUAAAGGAGAAGGAGAAGAAAAUUAUGAAUUUCAGGGAUCUUUGAAAAAUGAAAAAAAUUUUUUUCACGACAUUCUCAUCGAAGAGACGAGUAAUGCGGAAAAUUUAAGCGAAGAUGAUUUACUCGACGUGUUUCUAUUUGAAAAAAAAAAUGAAGUGGAAGAAAAUUUAGUUGAAACGUACGGCGUUGAAGAAAAUGCUGAAAUAAGUGAAAAUGAUUUAGAAUUAAUGACGGAAGUCGUGACGAAUUUGGAAUUGAACGACAAAUCGGAAAAAGAAGAAAUACUAUCGAUUUGCUUUCAAAAAAUGGAAUUUCUUUACAAGGAAGAAAAUAUGACGGAUGAAGGAAGAAACUCGCCAUCUUUUUCACCUAAAAGUUAUAAUUCUUCCGAAUGUUUAAAAUAUAAUGGAAUAAUUGAAGAAAAUGAAAAAUUGAAGAAUGAAAAUAAUAAAUUACUCGCAGACAGUUUUCUCAAUAAGUCACACAUAAGGUAUUUAGAAGAAUUGGUAUCGGAAUUGACGAAAAAUUUGAAUGCUUUGUUUAAUGAAAAUAACGAAUGGAUAUGCAGUACGACGAUAUUGGAAAAAGAAAAUGAAUACCUUAAAAAUGAAGUGAAACGGGAAGAUUACGAUACGACCGGCGGCGACUUGAGAAAAGAAAUAAGUAAAAUAAGUAAAUGUAUUAAAAUGAUUAGCAUCAAGUUGGAUAAUAUGAAAUUAAAUAAUGAGAGAUUAAUAAACGAAAGUAGGAAAAAUUAUAAAAAAAAUUUGAGUUUGACAAAUGAAUUAGAAGAAGCUUGGGCUCAAAGGUACGAAAUCGAAGACCAAUUAACCAACGUUCGUCAAGAGAAUUUCCUAUUGAAUAUGCAUAAGGCUCAGUUGGAAGAUACGAAUAGAAGAAUAUCGAGUUUGGUAGCCGAAGGAAAACCAUCGGUGAUUUCAUGGAUUAAAAUUCACGAAACUGUUGACAAUAUUGUCGAUGAAGUUUUGGCUGCGAAAACUUUUGUUAGAGAUUCCGACUGUUCUUCGGCGUCCUAUAAAAACCUGAAUCUUUCAGACUCCCAGUGUAAAUUUAAUUCGGUGACAGAAUCUCUUCACGCUCACGUGGAAAAUAAAACUUUUCUAUGCGAUGAACUUUUGAUGCAAAAAACCACGCUCGAAAACAAAUUAAAAGAUUUAGAGGAAUUGUUGAAAAAAAAUGAUGCGAAAAUAAAUAAUCGAAAUAAAAUCAUCAGCGAAACUUUGAAUAUGACGGAAAAUACAGAUUUGAUUAAAAAACAAAUUGAAAAACUUCAAAGCGUUAUAGAAAUUAAGAAAAAUGAUUUUGUUGAGAAUGCAAAUAUAAGGAAAAAAGAAUUGGAACCAUCAUGUUUUUCGGAGGAAGACUGCGAAAAAGAAAUUUUAUUUUUUUUCCAUGAAUUCGUAGAAGAAAUAAACGGAUUAAAAUCAUUGAAAAUAAAAUUAAACGAACCCGAUGAAGUUGUCGACGAAAUAACAAAUUAUAUAGAAAAAAUUGAAACGAUUAACAAUUGCUACAAAGAGAAAAAAUUGGAUAUAGAACCCAAGUUUAAGAAAACGAGAAAUCCUUGCGAAGAGAAGCUUAAAAAUGCUACGGAAAAAGAAGAGUUUGAAGUGUUUGAUCGUAUAAAAAAUAUUUUAAGCAACGUGGAAUUAAAUGAAGUUGAGCUGAAAGAAAUUAUUCAUUACAUUAUUAAAAAACAUGUUUUUAAAUUGUCGGUGUUGAAAAAUAAAAAUAAAGAAAUAUUAAAUAAUCACACGUCAGAAAUAAUAAGUCUAAAUAUUGUGCUCGAUGAUUUGAAGCUUAAUUUGGAGAAAACGUUUCGGGAAAAAGAAAAUAAUACGAAAAAACAAUUGGAAAAUAUGAAAAUCGAGUACGAAAAUAAAUUAAAAGAAGAAAAAACAAAAUACGAAAAUGACAUGAGGAAAAUUGAAAAUGAUUCAGAAAGGAAAAUUUACGAUUUGAAAAAUUUACCUAAAAAUUUUAAAAAUGAAAAAAAGGAAAUGAAAAGGAAAAAUUUUCCAAUCGAUCAGAUUAUGUGUGAUAACGAAGGCGAUUCUUGUCUUCAUAUAAAAUACAUAAAAAAUUUAGAAAGUGAAAUUUCAGCUCUUAAAUCGGAGAUAGCAAUGGCUAACACUCCCGUUUGCCCGUCGGGUUCAACACAAAAUAAUUUUUUCAAUUUGGAUAUUACAACCGACGAUGAUAAACUCGAAAUAGUGCGAGAAAGGGAUACCUUAAAGAACAUGGUCAAUUCUUUACGCGUUCUAGUCGGUAAACUAUUGAACUUCAUCGGACAAAGUGGUAAAAACAUGGGGAAUGAUGUCACGAUAAGAGAUUUUAAUUACGAUGAUACCAUGUACAAAACCUUGUUACUAAAUAGUCCCGGUCGGAAUAAUGGCGAUAAGUCGUCGCUUGCGUCAAACAGUGUCAUGUAUUCGUUAGAUAUUUCGAACAUCAUACAAGAAAUAAACGAUCAUUCGUUAUUAAAUGCAUCAUAUCAAAUUCAAAACGAAUUGGAUGCUUGCGUGAAAGAAAUGAAAAAGGAUGCUUUAAAUUUAUUAGCUUUAUCCGAGUCGGAAGAUUUGAAAACCUUAUCAAAAUUUUUGAAUAAAAUGGAAAAGGAUAAAGAUGAUUUGGAGGAUAAAAUAAUCAAAGUGGAACAAGUACAAAAUGAAAUUAAAUCGGAAUUAGACGCGACAAAAAACAAAUUGGUACAAUGGGAAAAAAAUAUCGAAGUCAUCUCUGAGGGAUACGGUGAAGAAAUCGUGGGUCCUAAAAGAAUUAUUCCUUUAUCAAAAGCAGACGAUAAAAUGAUGGAUGGAAAUGAAUCUCAUGAGGAUGUUAACGAGUUGGAUGAAAUGCAUAAAGAUUGUCACUUGCACGAAGAAUGGAAACAAGAAAAAAUCGACUUGCAGCAGCAGAUUGAAGUUGCGGAUAAGCAAUUGAACUCGCUUAAAAAAUUCAUGGAAGAACAAGCAACGGAAAUUGAACAAGAAAGAGAAUCUUUCGAUAAGGAAAUAAAUGAUUUGAAAGAAUGUUUAAAAGCAAAGGAAAGAGGGAAUUUGUUUAACGAUCAGAAAAAACAAGAGGCAUAUCUUUUGUUAAAUAUUACUAACUAUUUGGUUUUUCUAACACUCACGCUUAGUCUUAUUGUCUCUACACUGGAUUGUAAUAGGAUUGAAAGUUUGGAACUGCAAAUAAAAGAUCUGACCGCUCAAAUAAAUACAAGCGAAGAGAAUAAAAAAGCUGUCGAAUUGGAAUUUCAAAACGCGGUGAAAAAAAUAUGGUCGCUCAGAGAAGUCAUACAGGAUUUGGAAAAUCAAUUGGCCGAAGUUAACGAAAGAGAAAAUAAUUUGAAGAAAAAAAUUGACAAUUUAAAUUCACGACUUGAAGAACAAUUUAAAAUCAAUAAGGAAAUUAAAAACGAGUUCGAAGUACUUAAAAACGAAAACGAAAUGAAAUAUACCGAGCAUAUAAAACAUUUGGAAGAAGAACUCGUUAAUUUGCAACAAAUCGUUGGAAAAGUAAAUCCCGAAUCUUUUGCAAUCAUGAAAUCGAAUUUAAGACACAUGGAAACGAUUUUAAUGAAAAAAACAAAAGAACUUGAACAAGUUCACAUAUCCUCCGCAAACGUCAGUUGCAGUUCUCCGUCUGAAGAUGUUUCCAUACGAGAUCGUUUUGAUGCGACCAGAUGUUCGACUCCGGAUGAAAUGUGCUGUGGAAAUUCAUCUGAAAAUAUCACGGCUCCAUUGGAAGAAUUGGAUCGUUUACAAGAAAAAUUAAUGCGGCACACUCGAGCAGAAGAAGUCGCGUUAAAAUAUAUUCAAGACCUCAAAAUGCAAAUAAAAAUGAGUAAAAAAUCAUUGGAGGAACUUCAAACGGAAAGAGAUGUUUUGUUGGAAAGAUCGGAUUUUUUCCUUAAAGAAAAUGCAAAUUUAAAAGCACGAAUGGAAGAACAAAGAUGCAAUGCUGCUUUCAUUCAAAAACAAUUAAAUUCGGAGUUGGAGUCGCACAUUCAUAGAUUAGAGAUAGAAGUUGAAAAAUUAACGUCGCUCUGUUCGCAAAAAGAUAAUCAAUUGCGGGAUAUGAGCGAAGUGUUGGAAAAUACAAGCAAAACAUUGAAACAAAGAGAAAUGGAAGUCAUGAAUAAAAGCAGAGAAGAAAAUGUUUUGAUAUCGACAUUGAAAAUGGAUUUAGCAAAUGCUUUGGGUGACAAAGAGAAACUGGAAGAAAGUUUGGAAAAAAUUAGAGAAAAAUUUAAAAAUAGCAUCAAAUUGCCAGUUUUAUUCGAUAGCAUGGUGGAAGAAAAAAAUGCGGAAAUAGAGAGAUUGGAAAAAGAAGUUUCUAGACUCUCUAAUGAAAAAUCAAAUUUACUUUCCAAUUUGAAAACCGUUGCUCAUUCGGAAUUUAAAUGUAAAAAAAAUUUUUCGCGACCUGACAGUUUUGGUGAAUACAUUUCUCCGAUAUCUUCCGGUAACAGAACGGAAAUGCGACAAUGCAGCGAUAGUUAUUCAGACUUUAAAAAUUCUUCAUUCAAAUUAAAACAGAACGAAUCCACGUUUUCAAAUGAAGAAAAAGAAGUUAAAUUGUUGUUUUUGGAAGAAUCAAAACUUCAUCGGGAAAUAAAUUUAAAAAAUGAAGAAAUAUCAAAAUUGAAAAAUGAAAUUUCUUCAAUGGAAAAUAAAUGCGAUCAAUUACAAAAUCAGUUAGAUGCAUCACAGAAUCAAAUAAAAAAAAUAAAUGAAGAUUUGGAUUUGAGUACGAAAGAAAUAAGGGAUUUGAAAACGAAAGAGUCGAAAUUGAUUGAAACGUUGGAAUGUAUAAAAAAAGAAAAUUUACAAAAAAUGGAAGAUUUACAAAACAAAUUAAGUUUCGAAAAUGCAAAAGUUAAAAAAGUGUACGAAGAAAUCAAAGAAUUGGAAUUUAAAAAAAUUGAAAUCGAAGAAGCAUUUUUCAAUUUAAAAGAUGAUUAUUGUGAAAAAUUAAACGAAGAGCAGAAAACGGUGAAAACGUUGAUGGAAAAAGUGAGGAAUUUAGAAUCGAAAAAUUGCGAUACGGAAAAUAAAUUAAUUUUUGUCAAAAACGAAUUGAAAAAUUUAACGAAAGAUUCCGAGGCGAACAUCAAAGUGUUAAAUAAGCAAGUCUCUGAUUUGAAAAAGGAAAAUGAAAUGUUAAAAUCGGAAAAGAAAACCGUUGCGAAUGCCGAAGUUCAAGUUAAUAGUAACUGUAGCAAUUUAGUUUACGAUAGCAAUUUAAAUAAAACCUUGCCUAAAACAUUUGCUGGAAUUAAUUUGUUAAAUAAUAAUAUAAAACUUUUAAAACAAGAAUUUGAUAAAAUGUCAAAAUCCGUUAGCGAAAUGUAUCAGGGGGAAGAAAGUGUCAAAUAUAACGAAAUUAAAAUUUUAUUUUCUUCAAUUAUUGAUAAUAUUAACGAAUUGAUUGAGGAAUUUAACGCGCACACAAAAAAAAUAAUGGAAUCCUCCGUGGAUGAUCUUGCAAUUAAAGUAAAAAAAGAAUUAUUAUUAUCCGCCAAAUUGGAUCAUGAUUUACUAACGAGUUUUCAAAAUAACGAUUUCGCAGCAGCUAAAAAUUUAGGGGACGAAGUAUCAGGCGUUUUGCCAGAAUACGGAGGAGGUGAUUUUCCUCGCGUUCAAUCUUGUCCCGACAAGAGCGGAGGUUCAUCCCAAGAAUUAAUCGUUAAAAAAGAAAAUGAAAAAAUUAUGAAAUUGGAAAAAGAAAAACAGGAAUUAUUGGAAAAAAUUCACGAUCAUCAGAAAAUAAUAAAAUUUUUAGAAGAAAGUCUUCUCGCCGAGAAAGAAAGGAUUUUGGCUGAGAAAGAACGAUGCAAAGAAGAUGCGAACAUAAUGGAACUUCUUAGAAAAAAUUUGGAGAAAGGUUUACGCGAUAUAAAAGCAAAAGAAAAAGACGUCAAAAAGGAAAGACAGUUGAGAAUGGCAUUGGAAAAAGAAUUGGAAGCGUUGAAAAAAGACGCGGCGAACGUUGCGGACAACUUUAAUAAUAAAAUUGCCAACUUGAAAAUCCUCGUGAAAUCUCACGAAGACAAAUUGGAAAUGUUGAGUAAAAGUUUAGAAAGUGAAAAAAUUAAAAAUCAAGAAUUGCGGAUAUUGUUGGAGCAAAAAAAAUUAGAAAAAAUUUCCGAAAAAGAAGCUUAUAAAUUGCUCGAAAGCGAUUAUAAUUUGUUACAAAAUCAAAAAGCUAAUAUAUCGUCAGAGAUGAACUUCACUAAAAAACUUCUUCAAUCUCGAAACGAAGAAAUAAAAGAAUUGAAAAAAAAAAUUAGCCUUCAAGACAUCGAUAUAAAAACUUUGAGCGUUUCAAAAGAUCUUUUUAGUAGGAAUCCAUCAUCGGAUGUGGUCCUCGAUUCGGAUUUAAAAAAUAUUCACGUGAACAGUUUUCCGGGAAAUUUAAAUCUCCAGAAUUUACCGGAAGAAGUUUCCGAAUCUCUUUUAUUUAAAAUGAAAGAAUUAAAUGAUUGCGUUCGACAACACAUUCAAGGCGGAAGUGACGAAACGAAUGGAGUUUUUAUCAAUUUGAACAAGGAAAAUAUGGGAGAGCAAUGCUCCGAUAAUAAAUAUGGAGACGAAACGAUUAUUCCCGACGAUGAAUUGGAAAAAAAAUUAUUGAAUUUGGAAAAGGGAAAACUUAUGAUGGAUCUUGAAAAUUUAAAAUCGGAUUACGAGGAGGCGAGACGAGAAUCCAUUAAAAUAAACAAAAGCAACGAAAUUUUAGUUUGUUGUUGUUGUUGUUGUUUGUCGUCGACUGACCAAUCAGGACAAAGUUUUAGUAAAUAUUUAUUCGAAUUUAGUAAACAAUUUUUUUGUUUUUUUGUUUUCCCCGAGUACAAGUUCAAUCAAAAUUGUUUUUUUUUCGAUUUGUUUAAAACGAAUUAG